GUCAGACUCGUAGAGUAUGUAUUGACGGAAUGCUUUAUAUUUGUGAAUGGUAUCGACUUUUCUGCGACUAUACUUCACAUUGAACCGGAAAUGUUCAAGAUUUAUCGAAACAACCAACGAACUUUCAAAUGGAGUCUAUCGAGAUUCUUUGUUGUUACUUCAUGUCCGUCCAAAUCGAUCUCUGCCCCAUGUUGAAUGAAGCACUACGAAGCACUACGAAGAUGGCAUAUGAAGAGUUCUGGUAUACUAUACUACGCCAGAGUUCUCCAUAGGCUCUCAUCGUUUUACAUCAACUCGAAAUCGCACAAUGAUUUUCAGGAGGAAAGCUCUUCCAAGAAAAACUCAUUGCACAAGCCAUCGUCAAAAAAUUUCGUUUCAAUUUUUUUCAUUUCUCUGGAUAGCAUUGACUAACCGAACCUUAUUUUACAUUUCUUUCAUCUACAGAAAAUGCCUCACUCUUACGGUAGUAUGU
Molecule: messenger RNA, 472 nt
Organism: Umbelopsis ramanniana AG
Lineage: Eukaryota; Fungi; Mucoromycota; Umbelopsidomycetes; Umbelopsidales; Umbelopsidaceae
Exons: 1
Coding region: 196-411 (71 amino acids)
Source: RefSeq, a predicted model, not a curated record